Gamsiella multidivaricata is the source of this 381-nucleotide messenger RNA. RefSeq lists its product as uncharacterized. Lineage: Eukaryota; Fungi; Mortierellomycota; Mortierellomycetes; Mortierellales; Mortierellaceae. The transcript has 3 exons. The record is from RefSeq and is a predicted model, not a curated record. The coding region runs from base 1 to 381 and encodes 126 amino acids.
AUGUACCAGCCAGAUGUUGAAGAGUCCGUCUCGCUGUUCAUAUCUCUGAUAUGCAUCUCGCUGAUGUCGGUCCUGUUCGGUCGCAAAACUGCAGGGACAAAGCUGGGAGCCAUCAACUACGCCCGAGGAUUGGUUAUCGCACUCUACCUGAUCUCCUGGGCGUUCUCGCUUAUAGCCACGAUGCUUGCUCAGACAAACAACUACAAUAUUGUGUCCUGUACAAUGUCCAUCUACAUUUGCAUUAUCCUCUAUGCGAUCUCCAAAAUUGUUAUCUACUUGUUCUUAAUGGAGAAGGUCUAUGUUGUCACAGCAGUAGGAUCCACGAGAUCUGAAUUCAAGUUCUCCUGGGCGAUGGAGCAGUACUUUUGGACUUUUGCCUGA